Molecule: messenger RNA, 1267 nt
Organism: Doryrhamphus excisus (bluestripe pipefish)
Lineage: Eukaryota; Metazoa; Chordata; Actinopteri; Syngnathiformes; Syngnathidae
Gene: msrb3
Product: methionine sulfoxide reductase B3
Biological process (GO): response to oxidative stress; protein repair
Cellular component (GO): cytoplasm
Molecular function (GO): peptide-methionine (R)-S-oxide reductase activity
Source: RefSeq, a predicted model, not a curated record
GCGGGACUUGUCACCAAGCUUGUCCCGGUGUCGUGUCGUCCCAACUCCGACUCAUGUUUCAGCCUGACGCCAACAGACUCUCGCUUCGUAGUCGUCGCCACUUUAUUCUCUGCGUCACGCUUCUGCUCCUACUCCUAUCUGAGUGACGGUUUCAUGGCUUCCUUCUUCCGACGCGGGCUCUUCCUGGCCCUGCAUCAUGCCAUUGGGCAAGGCAGCCGCUCAGUCUGCCACCCUGCAGUGUCUGCCACUCUGCUAGGAGCUACUCGAACCAAGAAGACAUGGCCGGUGACCUUCUCUCAGGAGGAGAUAAAGGAACGUCUCACACCCAAGCAGUAUCAUGUUACACAGGAGCGAGGAACUGAGAGUGCCUUCACUGGAGAGUUCACACACCACAAAGAUGAUGGGACCUACACAUGUGUUGUCUGUGGGGCUCCGUUGUUCAGUUCGGAAUCCAAAUAUGACUCCGGAUCAGGUUGGCCUUCCUUCUUCGACCUUGUGAAAGAGGACUCCAUCGCAGUGUCAGAUGAUUUCUCCUACGGGAUGCACAGAGUGGAGACCACCUGCAGCCAGUGUGGCGCCCAUCUGGGACACCUGUUCGAUGAUGGUCCAAAACCCACAGGCAAGCGAUAUUGCAUCAACUCGGCCUCGCUAUCUUUCCGGCCUAAAGACGCAGAAUCCUCUGGCUCCGCCUCCACGACUGAAGGUGCUGCCGUGGCCGAGGCAAAGACUGAACUUUAAAAGGCCGACCCGGCGAGUUUUAUGCCGUGUGUUUGUGUGUGUUUGAAUUAAGACUCGGAUGCGUACAAACAAAGUAGUUGAAUCAGUACACAUUAUAUCCUGUACAAGUAUUGGCAAAGCAAACACCACAUGCAAAUAAUAUCGGAAAUCCAUUACUGUCGUAGUGCACUUAACGGAAAUUAUGAUCACCAUAUUUACCUGCUUCUUCUUUUUAAUGGUGAAUUGCAACCCGUCGAGUCAGUCCCUCCCUUUCCCACAACACAGCCAAGAUGGCAACUAUUGCAAACUCACUAUUUUGGAGGUUAUUUAGACGCAUUUGCACUCAAAAGACAAAGUGAGAGAAUUGAGACACGGUGUAUAUUUGGCGUGUAUCUUUGAUACUUUUUAAGGUUCUCAGGCAAAAAUAGAACAGGUGGAGUGCUUUUGAUAAAAUAAUCCACUAGUGUCACUCUUUUCUAUUUCCUCCCAAUGGCGCUAUGGUGUUUUUGUCACAGCAGUCAGUGGAUGAAUAAAGUCGAUGAAAUGACAA